AUUGCAUAACAACAAUUUCCUUUCUGUGGAAACGAACUCUUUCUUAUCACAUACUUCAUUUAUUUUAGUUAAGUAAGAAAGUGAAAUUAUUUAUGACCCAUCCGACUGAGAUCAAAUUUUGGUGCCGCUGCCGGGGAGGCAUACGGCUUGUUAUUUAGUUUUGGUUUCUUAUUUUAAUUUUGUUUUUAAUGUCGUUUUGAGAAUUGUGUUUCAGGUACCUUAUCGAAAUACAAACAGAAGGAAGUAAUAGGUGAUGCAAAUCGUACACUCAAGGAGCUAGCUUCCCAGAAGUUGGACCAACAACAAUGGUGUAUUGAAGCAACAUCCACUUUUGAUAUUCAACCAGGGUUGAUUAGUCAAAUACCAAAGUUCCAUGGAUUUGCAUGGGAAGAUCCGAACAAUCAUCUUAUGGAGUUUCAAUGGUUAAUCACAAGCAUGAUACCUAAUGGUGCCGAUGCGGAUGAAGGAAUGUUGCGUGCUUUUCCUUUCUCUUUGCUAGACGCAGCUAAAGAUGGGUUAUAUUAAUUAUCACCUGGUAGUGUUACAACAUGGGCAGCAUUGAAGAAACUUUUCCUAGAGAGGUAUUUUCCUGCAUCCAAAGUGGCUCAAAUUCGUAAAGAGAUAAGUGGAAUUAUGCAGAUGGAAGGUGAAACAUUUUAUGAAUGUUGGGAACGUUACAAGAGAUUGGUGGCUAGUUGUCCGCAUCAUCAAUUCAGUGACGCAUUGAAUAUCCAUUAUUUUUAUGAUGGUUUAUUAUCAAGUGAUAGAAAUCUCCUUGACGCUGCACGUAGUGGUGCACUCAUGAACAAGAUGCUGACACAAGCUAGAGAGUUGAUUGAGAGUAUGGCAACAAAUUCUCAACAAUUUUAAAGUCGUAGAUCAGAGCUACCUAUCAAGGGAGUUAAUCAAGUUGGCGAGAUUACUGAAUUACGUCAGCAAAUGAGUAAUAUGAUCGCAAUGAUGCAACAAAUUGCAGCUGUGGUUGUAAAACCAUCAUGCCCAGCUUAUGAGAACGUUGAGCAAGUCAAUGCUAUCUUUUCAAGUAAGCGGUAUGAUUCUUUCUCCAACACUUAUGAUCAAGGAUCGAGGGACGACACCAAGUUUGGCUAUGGUAGCGAUCAAGUUGCAAGUGUAAGUUUUGUUUACAACCGUCCAAGUGAAUUCUAACAAGUGCAACAACCACAACAAAUUCAAAGUCCAGAAUUGGCGAAGAUGGCUACUUUGAUGGAGGCUCUAAUGUCCGUGGUACAACAAAAUCAACAACUAGCGAAAUUGAAUCAGAAGAAAAUGGAUAAUGCAAUUAGAGAGUUGCAAGCACAAGUUGGUCAACCAUCACAUCAACAAUUUCAUCCACAACAACAACCUCAAAAUCAAAGGUCUAAUAUGGAAGAGUUGCUGACAUCUUUUAUGCAAAAAACGGAGGGUGCAGUCAAGGACUUGCAAACACAAGUUGGUUCCAUGACCGAGGAGAUUAAUCAGCUGCAUGCACAAAAUGGUGAGAAACUCCCUUCCCAACCUACUAACCCAAGUGAGGGUGUCAGUGCGAUUACGAUGGGAAGUGGUAACAAUUUGUACAACCCGAAAUUACUGAUUCGGGUUAAGAAGAAGCCCCAAUGGAACCAAUUUUGGAGGAAAAGAAUGCAGAUUUUCCCCAAACUUCUGAGGUAAAAUGACUAAUAUUUCCAGUGAAUUUCUACGUUUUAGACAUGAGUGAUGUAAAUUCAUCCUCGUCUACACCUUUACUGUUGGGUAGACCAUUUUUUAGUACUGCUAGAACGAAGAUCGAUGUCCACAAUGGCACCUUGACUAUGGAGUUUGAUGAAGAAGUCAUACACUUCAACAUCUUUGAGGCGAGGAAACACCCAAGUACCAUUCAAUCAGAUUUCCAUAAUGUGUUGGAAGCCGGCUAAGGCGUAACAAACAAGGAGAUAAUCGGGCUGACGACUUUAAACCAAGUGCUAAAUGGGAGGCAACCCAUAAGAUGAGUAUUUCUUGUCUUAUUUUUAUUCUUGUCUUGUCUUGCAUUUACUUUUUCUGAUUUCUUAUCACAUUAUC
Messenger RNA from Papaver somniferum (opium poppy), 2055 nucleotides. RefSeq lists its product as uncharacterized. The transcript is spliced from 2 exons. The coding region runs from base 1213 to 1668 and encodes 151 amino acids. The record is from RefSeq and is a predicted model, not a curated record. Lineage: Eukaryota; Viridiplantae; Streptophyta; Magnoliopsida; Ranunculales; Papaveraceae.